This is a messenger RNA of Saccostrea cuccullata (small rock oyster), 5383 nucleotides long. RefSeq names its product FERM, ARHGEF and pleckstrin domain-containing protein 1-like. The transcript is spliced from 25 exons. The record is from RefSeq and is a predicted model, not a curated record. Gene Ontology annotation, cellular component: cytoskeleton. Gene Ontology annotation, molecular function: guanyl-nucleotide exchange factor activity. Lineage: Eukaryota; Metazoa; Mollusca; Bivalvia; Ostreida; Ostreidae. Bases 26 to 3100 code for a protein of 1024 amino acids.
UGAGGAGUUCCUGGUGAAUUUUGGCAUGUUGGAGGAGUACACAAGGUACCUGUACAGUCUUCAGAUAAAGAAGGACCUGACUAGUGGCUCCAUGGUGUGUAGUGAGAACACUGCAGCUCUGAUAGCCUCCUACAUUGUACAAGCUGAGAUUGGGGACUUUAUCAUAGAGGAGUAUCGAGAUUACACGUACUUGAAGGUGCUGGGUCCAUUUGUUCCAAACCAAACGGAGGACAUGUUGAAGAAAGUCGCAGAGUACCACAAACAACACAUUGGGGAAAGCCCUGCGGAGGCUGAGGCAGGACUCCUAGAUACAGCCAGAAAAGUAGAAACUUACGGAAUGAAACUUUGUCCAGCCAGGGACCACGAGAAUGUGACCUUGAGUCUGGCAAUAGCUCACAUGGGCAUCUUAGUCUUUCAGCAGUUCACUCGCAUCAACACAUUCUCAUGGGCAAAAAUAAGAAAACUCAGUUUCAAGCGAAAGCGCUUCCUCAUCAAACUUCAUCCAGAAACGUACGUCAGUGGACAGAAAGGUUAUUACAAGGACACAGUGGAGUUCUUCUUUGACAGCCGAGACUGCUGUAAGAAUUUCUGGAAGAAGUGCUUGGAACAUCAUGCUUUUUUUCGCUGCCAUAGAAUCAAACCAGUGCCAAGAAACAAGACACGACUAGUUAGUCAUGGUUCUUCAUUUAGGUAUAGUGGAAGAACACAGAAACAGCUGAUGAGCUAUGUACGAGAAAACCCCAUUACUCCACAGUUCCAAAGAUCUGUUAGUGGUAGGAUCUCCUCCAGUCGUAGUACGAGCGUUACACCAAAGAUCACCUCCAAAACAAUGAUCCACAACACGCCGGACACCAACAACAGCCUGGCGUCGAGCGGUUCCCAUCUGGCGCAGAUGGAGCGGGUGGUGACCCCUGGUCGGAGUGACCACAACGACACCCAGAGUAUGGACAGUUCACUGUCCGGGAGCCACUCCCUCCACUCGCCCAAACUGGACCACGUUCAGAAGAGCCGGGAGGGGACCCCCGGGGCCGAGGAAGAGGGGGAGCAGGAGGGGGAAAACAAUCCCCUCAGAGAUUUACCUCCCCCUUACCCAGGCUUUGCCCACAUUCAGUCCUCCCCCGAGCCGCUGGAGAGCUACGGUGCCUUUGGAGACAGGAAGUUCUCGGCGCCUGUCCUGGGCUCCAAUGAUAUGCGGGGCAUAGACCGACAGGAAGAUCAUCACAUUGUCCGAAGCGAUGAAGUCGAAAACAUUCCAGAAACUGUGCAGGAAGAGCCCGAUCUCGAGGAAUUCCCACCCCCAAUGAUAAGGAGCAAUACUGAUCUCAACAGAAUGUCCCCGCUCCCCGUGGAGACCCCCAUCGUGUAUCAGGAAGAGGACGACUACCCUCCCCCACCUCCCCCACCACUGAAUGAAAGUGACCUCCAUCUGACCCCUGUGAACCAUAGGUCAGUCCCACCUGAGUCUGUGAUUAAUCAAACCGUGAUAGAGGAUCAUGGGAUACACGGCAAUGUUAGUAUUCUCAGCUCCUCCAGGACGGAGGAUUCUGAAGAUGAUCCAAAGAAGAAAAACAAGAGACACCUAGUGGACAGAGCUUACUACAUUGCCAAGGAACUCCUAAUGACAGAAAGGACCUACAAGAAGGACCUAGAAGUCAUCACCAUGUGGUUCCAGAAUGCUGUACAUUUUGAGGAGGGAUUGCCGGACUACCUGACUAACUUGUUUGUCCAUUACGGUCCUCUGUACGACUUCCAUUGUCAGUUCCUUAAAGAAGUGGAUCAGCGACUCUCCAUGUGGGAGGGCAAGUCCAACGCUCAUUUAAAUGGAGACUACCAGAGGAUAGGGGACAUUAUGACAACCACAUUUCCAAAGGUUUUACCACUUUAUAGAAAUUAUCUACAACGACAGGAAGAAAUUCUCUUGGACCUGGAGCUGGCGUUAAAGUCCCAUAAAGCUUUUGAAGCCAUGUACAGAGACUUUGAAAAACAAAAAGUGUGUUAUCUCCCUUUGAAUUCCUUUCUCCUUAAGCCAGCACAGAGAAUUCUACACUACAAACUUAUUAUGGAGCGUUUAACAAAACAUUACACACUUGACCAUCCAGACUUUUCUGACUGUAAAAAUGCCUUAAGUCAGAUAAAUGCUGUGGUCUCGGAAUUUAGUGAUUCGAUAAGGUCACAGGAGAAUCUCCAGAAGCUGAUAGAGUUACAGAGAGAUUUAGUGGGGAUAGACACACUUGUUCACAGAGACAGGAUCUUCAUCAGAGAAGGAUGUCUACAGAAAUUUUCCCGUAAAGGUUACCAGCAAAGAAUGUUCUUCUUGUUUUCGGAUUUCUUGGUGUACACUAGUCGAGUGGCGUCCUCUGUUCUCCAGUUCAAAGUUCACGGCCAACUUCCUCUGCGAGGAAUGAUCGUAGAGGAGUCAGACCAUGCUAAAAUGGCAGUAGCCAACAGCUUCGCAAUCUACGGUGGAAAUAAAUGCAUCUUAGUGGCAGCAAGCUAUCAAGAAGAAAAAGACAAGUGGAUUGAAGAUCUGAAUGCAGCCAUAAUACAAGCCAAGAGUCGAGGGGAUGAUAAAUUCCGAUAUCCUAGUCUCAAAUCCUCAACAAGUUCCUCGGACAAUGUAGGGGUGGAUGGAGAAGUUAACGGGGUGUCACAAGACAAGAACGUCCAGCACCGGGCCAACACCACCAUGCACGUGUGCUGGCACCGGAACACCAGCGUCAGUAUGAGGGAUCACGAGAGAGCAAUUAAGAACCAGUUGAGUGGGUACCUACUGAGGAAGUUUAAAAAUAGUAACGGCUGGCAGAAGUUGUGGGUCGUUUUCACCAACUUUUGCCUUUUCUUCUUCAAAACAUAUCAGGAUGACUUCCCCUUAGCCAGUCUGCCGUUGCUUGGUUACGCUGUAAACACGCCGGAGGAGGAAGAUGGCAUUCACAAAGACCAUGUGUUCAAGCUUCAGUUCAAAAAUCAUGUCUACUUCUUCAGAGCAGAAUCUGAGUACACAUUUGAAAGGUGGAUGGAAGUGAUCAACAGUGCAACAAACAGUGCCAGGAGAAUUCGCCUCUUUAGUCGAUUGGACAGCAAUCAGCCAAUCAGCUCUUAGCAGUUCUUCUAUUGGACAGAAAUUAACCAAUCAGUUUUCAGCACAAAGCUUUUUUUUUUUUUAAUUAUUGAAUCAUGGUAUUGAAAUAUGUUUAUUAGAACACAUACAGCAGAAGUGGAUUUUGCAGUGAAAAAUAAUUCAUUAAAUGCAACCACCAAAAAAAAAAGCCUCAACAUACAAUGUUACAUUUAUUGGUACAUGUACUGUGGAACUGCACCAUAUCGUAUCAAACUAAUGUGAACAAGGAUUCCAUCAAAUUUACACAGAGAUCAUUUGCCUAGUCAAGCUAUUCGCACUUUUAGUUUUAUGUUUUGUUGCAUCUUGUUUUACAUGAAUAGGUUUUGAAUUUUAUUCCCCCUGCCAGCAGCUGUAUUAGAAUCUAUGCAAUACAAUACAAUAUAAAUCGUGUUUAUAUUUGAUGUAAUAACAAAUUAUAGACAUUAGGAAUCAAAAAUGACAACAUGCAUCCAUGUAAACACACUUCCAUAAAGGGCCCGAGCCAGAUCUAAUGUACAAUGUUAUUCAUAUGCUGCUACUUUUAAUUUCAUACUCAUUAAGCGUCACCCACAAUAACGUGUGUAACCAGUGUAUUUUAUUUACGAUAACUCUGUAUUAUGCAAUUAAAGGAGGAAAAAAAAAAUUACACAGAAAGGAAUAACAUAAGAAUUAAUGGCAGCAUUAGAUAUGUCUGUGUUGUGUACCCAUUCCAGGCUAUACAAAAUACUAGAACAAUGUAUCGAUGUAAAAGUAGAAAUAAUGUGUUUAUUGUAAUAAUUAUUUUAUCAUACUUAGGUAUUCGUUAGGAAGUUAUAUUAUUUUUUUUUUGUAUAAACAUAUUUAAGGUAUUAUGGACAGAGUUACUCCUUUUAUAAUUUCUACAAAGCUGCAAAAUCUGGCCUAGGGGCAGUAAAACUUAGACGAGCUCACUUUUGAUCUCGGUCUAACUUUUCCCAAAGCAACUAACAGUGGAAAAGUGAGACUAAGCUCAAAAGUGAGUUUGUUUAAGUUUAAUGGCUCCUAGGCCUGCACUAUGGUAGUGAUUUUUUUUAAUUUAGAAAGUUUCAACUAUAAAAUUUUUAGUGUAUAGUCUCUGUUUUGUAAUAGACUGUUCUAAGCUGUCUACUGUGACUAUAUACCGAAGACACAUGAACUCUAUAUGAAAUUUUGUCGCCUAAUUAAGGAAACAGUUAAUUAUUAAUUACCAUUUAUAAUCAGGUUAGGGAGCAUUUUAUUCAAAUACACAAAAACCUUUACAUGCUUCAAUUUUGUUUUGUUUUUAAUUUCUGAUAACAAAAUUAAUUUGCUAUUAGCCCAUUAAAUUUCUCUAAAAACUUAGAAAAUAAAAUGGAUUUGUAGCCUUUACAAAAUUUUUUUAAAGCAGUAUUUCAAUAAGGACUUGGCUAUUGCAUCCUUUUUUUUUGUAGGAAUGUGAAGUUUUUGUUAUACAUUUAGCUUUUUUGUUUACAAUUUUAUUUUAGUUUAAGGUUGUUGAGAGAGGAAUUUUUAUUUAACCUUAUUUUUACAAGAGAUUUAUUUUCUACUCUGUGAUUUUGUGGAAGAAAAUUUUUAAUUAAUAUUCUAAUUCUAUAUAUUUCUAAAGGGGAAAAAAUUAUCAGUUUUAGUUGCCUAGCAACAAAUAUUUUGGUGAUUGAAAAUGAGAGAUUAUAAAAUGAUCUCUUGAUAUGCACAUAUUUAUUUCACCUUUGCUUAAAAGGGGAAAGUUAAUUUACCAAAAUGAAAAAAAAAAUGUGCUAAUUAAACUUUAAAUAUUUGCAAGCUUGUUCAAUUCAUCUAUGAUUUAUAUCAAUGCUACAUGUAGAUAAAAAGCUAACUUUCUGAUGCUUUUUGUUUCUUGAAGUCUGUGUUCAUUGGUAAUUGAUGUUCUAAACACUUCACUGAAGAAGUAUUGACUAUUCUUUAUGCAUUUAAUGUACUUGAAGAAAGGUGCAUGAUAUAUGUACCCAUUUUCCAUUAUUGAUGAAAAAAAGUAUAUUUUAUUUCAGAAUGCAAUAUAACCUUUGUUGUUUUGAACUUAUGAAAGACAAUAAUGUAUUAGAAAAUCAAGAUCAUGUUUAAUUACAUGUAUAGGAGGUUGUCUUUAUACAUGUAAAACUUCGACACAAGGAAUUUUUGUAAAACAUAAAUGUAUCUGGAAUAUUUAUUUUUCCUGGUGCUUAUAUAUCUAGAGAAUUGUACAUAAGAAAUACACAACAUGUUAACUUGUGAAUACUUUAUAAAAUGAAAUGAAUUUUUUUUAACAAUAAAUUACACUUAAAAUUAUCA